Messenger RNA from Penicillium macrosclerotiorum, 1791 nucleotides. Its product is annotated as serine/threonine-protein kinase. NCBI's taxonomy places the organism in Eukaryota, Fungi, Ascomycota, Eurotiomycetes, Eurotiales, Aspergillaceae. The coding region runs from base 1 to 1791 and encodes 596 amino acids. Gene Ontology annotation, biological process: spliceosomal complex assembly; regulation of mRNA processing; protein phosphorylation. The transcript is spliced from 5 exons. Gene Ontology annotation, molecular function: protein kinase activity; ATP binding. The record is from RefSeq and is a predicted model, not a curated record.
AUGGAGGGCGUUGAUCUUACCAAGGCCGUGUUGAACAAGGGUAAACAGAUGGCGAGCGUCGCUGCCUCCGCCGCCAAUGGCAACGGCGGUAAGAAGAGGAGAAAGGGGACCGACCUCAAACCUAUCGUCACGAAUGAUGCAAGUCAAGCCGCAUCGGGCCAUCCACUGGAAUCGACGGGCGCCACGCCUCAUGCUAACCCGAAAGGCACGGGAGCCACAUCGCGCUCGCCAUCCCUCUCGUCGGGCGACGAGCUCGAAACCGCCGCGGAGGAAGAGGAUUCGGAGGACUAUUGUAAAGGCGGAUACCAUCCCGUCCACCCCGGCGAAACGUACAAUGGCGGUCGCUACGUUGUGGUGCGCAAGCUCGGAUGGGGCCAUUUCUCGACCGUCUGGUUGUCCCGCGAUACCAAGACCAACAAACACGUCGCGCUGAAGGUCGUGCGCUCCGCUGCCCACUACACCGAAACCGCUAUCGAUGAGAUCAAACUACUCAACCGCAUCGUCCAAGCGAAGCCCUCCCAUCCGGGUCGCAAACAUGUUGUCAGUCUGCUGGACUCGUUCGAGCACAAAGGCCCCAACGGUGUCCAUGUUUGCAUGGUCUUUGAAGUGCUGGGCGAGAAUCUGCUGGGUCUGAUCAAGAAAUGGAAUCACCGAGGGAUUCCAUCCAUGUUGGUCAAACAGAUCACCAAACAAGUGCUGCUGGGCCUGGAUUAUCUCCACCGGGAGUGUGGCAUCAUUCAUACUGAUCUGAAGCCGGAAAACGUGUUGAUCGAUGUCGGUGAUGUUGAGCAGAUCGUGAAGGCGCAUGUCCAGGAGGAGGAGAAGAAAGAAAACAAAGAGGAUAACCGCAACGGCCGGCGGCGACGCCGUACUUUGAUUACAGGCAGCCAGCCGCUCCCCAGUCCAAUGAACAGCAGCUUUGGCAGCUUCGACUUCAAGCAUAGCUCCAGCAACUCACACAGCAGCCUGAGUCAGAUGGUGAAUGAGGUGGUGAAAGAGGAGGGAGCCCCGGGCGAUGUUCCCUCUAUGAAGGAGGCGUUGGGUAUCAAGGAUGAGGAUGAGAAGCAGAAGGCAAGAGAGAAGACAACUGAUCUCCUGGAGAGAGAGGUGUCCGGUAUUUCUCUCGACAAGAGCUCUUCAACCCACUCCCUCGACCAGAAGGCUAAUGCCAACUCGGUCGACAACAACCCUUUUGCUGGUCUUAUUUCAGUCAAGAUUGCCGAUCUAGGUAAUGCUUGCUGGGUUGGCCAUCAUUUCACCAACGAUAUCCAGACCAGGCAAUACCGGUCGCCGGAGGUUAUCUUAGGUUCUAAAUGGGGUGCCAGUACAGACGUUUGGAGCAUGGCAUGCAUGGUUUUCGAAUUGAUUACCGGAGAUUACCUAUUCGACCCCCAGUCCGGCACCAAAUACGGCAAAGACGACGAUCACAUUGCCCAGAUCAUUGAACUUCUGGGCCCCUUCCCCAAAUCACUGUGUCUCUCUGGUAAAUGGUCCCAGGAGAUUUUCAACCGCAAGGGCGACCUGCGAAAUAUCCACCGCUUGCGCCACUGGGCCUUGCCUGAUGUCCUACGAGAGAAGUAUCAUUUCACAGUGGAAGAAAGUAUGCGAAUCAGCGAGUUCUUAUUACCGAUGCUUGACCUGCACCCUGAGAAGCGUGCCAAUGCUGGAGGUAUGGUUGCGUCCGAAUGGUUACAGGAUACACCGGGCAUGCAGGGAAUCGAUCUGGGCAUCACGCCAGGAACACGGGGCGAAGGGAUUGACGGUUGGGCGGCGGAAGUCAAGCGUCGAUAG